AUACCCACUUGGUUUUCUAGAAGCUGAGUUUCUCAUACCAUUGGCCAUCUUAUCUUAUACUACUAACAUUUUAGGACUAAAAAAGUCAACUAGGGAAGGUAAGUUAAGGCCUGUGGGGCACAGCACUCAUAUCCAUUGGGUUGAAUUGAAUGACAUUAUGUAACUAUAAUAGGAUCUGAUAAAAUUAGAAAUUUGAGGGAGACAUUAAAAUUGACUACUACAAAAAUUGGAAACUGUUAUUUGACCAUAUCUUAUGAGAUUUAUGUGAAAGUGAAGUAUAGAUGAUUAUUUGUCUCUUAGCACAGUAGUCUUUCAUUUCAUUUUUUUCAACUGAUUUGGCCAAUGAAGACUGUUCUUUCCAUUGGUUUCUUGUUUUGUUGCUCAUUUCUGUUGCUUCUUUUGGAUUCUUCAACUUCACUUCCUCUAUGUGUUGAUUCAAGAGCACCAUUUUCUCUCAAUACCACACUCAAAUUUUGUUCUUACAAUGGAAGUACAUGUUGCAACUCCAUACAAGAUGCACAAAUACAGAAGCAAUUCCAAGUCAUGAAUGUAUCUGAUACUGCCUGUGCCUCACUUUUGAAAUCAAUACUUUGUGCGAGGUGUGAUCCUUUUUCAGGGCAGCUAUUUACAGUUCAAUCCACACUCAGAUCAGUUCCUGUGCUAUGCAAUUCUGCCAUUCCAGCAAAUUCUUCACAGUCAAAAGCAUCACUGCAAGACUUCUGCUCUGAAGUAUGGGACACAUGUCAAACUGCGUCAAUAAUAAACUCACCAUUUUCCCCUUCCUUACAAGGUCAAGGAGGAAAAUUACCAUCUAAUACCAAUGGAACAACACUGAAUGAACUAUGGCAGUCCAAAACAGAUUUCUGUAAUGCAUUUGGUGGAGCCUCAAAUAAUGAAUCAAUAUGCUUUGAGGGAAAACCUGUUGCAUUAAACAACAAUGAGUCUCAAAUUAACCCUCCUCAUGGUUUGUGCCUUGAGAAAAUUGGUAAUGGAUCUUAUCUCAAUAUGGUUGCUCAUCCAGAUGGAUCGAACCGCGCGUUUUUCUCUAGUCAAAUGGGAAAAGUUUGGUUGGCGAGUAUACCGGAAGAAGGAUCGGGAGGACAAUUGGAGCUUGAUGAAUCAAGUCCAUUUGUUGAUCUGACUGAUCAAGUUUAUUUUGAUACACAAUUUGGAAUGAUGGGGAUGUCAUUUCAUCCAAAUUUCGCAAACAACGGUCGAUUCUUCGCUUCGUUUAACUGUAAUAAAGAUAAAUGGUCUGGAUGCAAUGGUAUAUGUUCUUGUAAUUCAAAUGUUAAUUGUGAUCCAUCAAAACUAGGUACUAGUAAUGGUGCUCAACCUUGUCAAUAUCAAACUGUUAUUGCAGAAUAUACUGCUAAUGGCACUGCAUCUCAGCCAUCGUCGGCUGAAAGUGCUAAACCAUCAGAAGUGAGAAGGAUAUUUACCAUGGGACUCCCAUUUACAUCUCAACAUGGUGGUCAGAUACUGUUUGGACCUAAUGAUGGGUAUUUAUACUUCAUGAUGGGAGAUGGAGGAGGUACAGAUGAUCCAUACAACUUUUCACAAAAUAAGAAAUCAUUGCUUGGAAAGGUUAUGAGGCUUGAUGUGGACAACAUUCCAAGUGCAUCAGAGAUUAGUAAACUUGGACUUUGGGGUAGCUACUCCAUUCCUAAGGAUAAUCCAUUCAGUGAAGAUAAAGAUCUUCAGCCUGAAAUAUGGGCCUUGGGAUUAAGAAAUCCUUGGAGAUGCAGUUUUGAUGCAGAAAAACCUUCCUACUUUUUCUGUGGAGAUGUUGGACAGGAUCUUUAUGAAGAGGUUGAUCUCAUUACAAAAGGUGGAAACUAUGGGUGGCGUGUUUAUGAGGGACCCUAUCCAGUCACUCCUACAGAGUCACCUGGAGGCAAUACCUCUCUUAAAUCCAUAAAUCCAAUUCCCCCCAUACUGGGAUACACCCAUUCUCAAAUAAACAAGAAUGAAGGAUCAGCAUCGAUUACCGGGGGAUAUGUUUAUCGAUCCACGACUGAUCCUUGCAUGUUUGGAAGGUACCUGUAUGCCGAUCUUUACGCGGGUGCAAUUUGGGCUGCCACUGAAGACCCUGAGAAUAGUGGAAAUUUCAGUACUAGCAAAAUCCCAUUCAGUUGUGCUCAUGAUUCUCCUAUACAAUGUGACUCAGUACCUAGUAGCUCCCUUCCAGCUCUAGGAUACAUCUUUUCAUUUGGGCAAGACAACAACAAAGAUAUUUAUAUUCUUGCAAGUAGUGGUGUUUACCGAGUUGUUCCUCCGAGUCGAUGCAGUUACACUUGCUCACAGGAAAAGGCGGCAACAACUCCUAGUCCUUCUUCUUCUCCUUCUCCGUCUCAUGCAAGCCAUUUGAGUAACUUCUAUGGAUAUCUGUUUCUGCAGCUUUCGUUUUUGUUGUUUCUUUUGAUGUGUUUGAUGUAGUAUAGGCUAAUUAUGAUCACUGUUAAUUACUGAUAGAAACUAUAAGAGAAUAUUUUAUUCACACAUUCUUUCUUGCUUUGUACUCUUUUGCAUCUCAUUUUGUGUAAGUGUAAUGAUUAAGUAACAUAUAAGUGGAUGGAGAUUCUAAAACACUACUAAUUGGUCA
Messenger RNA from Cicer arietinum (chickpea), 2605 nucleotides. Its product is annotated as HIPL1 protein-like. The record is from RefSeq and is a predicted model, not a curated record. Lineage: Eukaryota; Viridiplantae; Streptophyta; Magnoliopsida; Fabales; Fabaceae.